Molecule: messenger RNA, 1748 nt
Organism: Tachyglossus aculeatus (Australian echidna)
Lineage: Eukaryota; Metazoa; Chordata; Mammalia; Monotremata; Tachyglossidae
Gene: DEPDC7
Product: DEP domain containing 7
Exons: 9
Coding region: 90-1640 (516 amino acids)
Biological process (GO): intracellular signal transduction
Source: RefSeq, a predicted model, not a curated record
GAGAGAGAGAGAGAGAGCGGGGCAGAGAGGGUCGCGGCGCCCACCGUCCCCUCAGUCCCCGCUGUGAAGUCCAGCUGUCCGCCCCAGCCAUGGCCACGGUGCGGGAGAAGGCGGCGGCGCUCAAUCUGCCCGUCGCCCACAGACCCGUCGGCUUCAGCGUGGCUCAGAAGCCCUUUGGUGCCACUUACGUAUGGAGCAGCAUUAUUCACACCCUCCAAACACAAGUCGAAGUGAAAAAGCGAAGGCAUCAUUUGAAAUUUCACAACGACUGUUUUGUUGGCUCUGACGCUGUAGAUGUCAUCUUUUCUCACCUCAUCCAAAAUAAGUAUUUUGGAGAGGCAGAUAUUCCGCGGGCUAAAGUAGUGAGAGUGUGUCAAGCAUUGAUGGACUGUAAGAUUUUUGAAGCAGUCCCAACCAGAGUCUUUGGAAAAGACAAGCGGGCCGUAUUUGAAGAUAGUUGUUGCAGCCUUUACAGAUUCACCACGCUGACUAGCCAAGAGAAAAAUCAGAUGGGAAAAGAGAAUAAUCCAUGUCCACCUUCAAGCCUUGAGAAGACCACAUUAUUUAAUCCAUCAUCUAUCAAAAUGGAAAGUUUAGAGGAUUUCUGGGAAAAUCUGAGUCUAAAGCCUGCUACCUCCCCUCAAUUAAAUAACUCCAUAAGUUUGCCUCAGCAAGUUAUAGAUGAAGUAUGGCAAGAACAAACAAUUGGGCGUUUGCUACAACUUCUAGACAUCCCUCUUCUUGACUCCUUACUCAAGCAUCAAAAGAUGGAACCUAGAGUAGCUCAGCAGAAGAGGAAACAAGAGUUAAUCAACACCAGCAACUAUCUGGAUCGAGAGAUUCUCAAGGCUUAUGGUGAUUCCCAGGCAGAUGAGUGGCUCUCCGCGGCAAUUGAUUGCUUAGAAUACCUUCCAGACCAGGUGGUGGUGGAUGUAAGCAAAAACUUUCCGGAGCAACCGGACAAAGUAGAUUUGUGGAAAGAGCUUCUGUUUGAUACCAUUGGCAACCACUACAAUAAUAGGGAACCAAUGUUGAAUCACUUAUUCGAUAUCCACACUGGAAUUGCAGAGCUCCUAGUGAAUGGAAAAAUCGAACAGGCCUUAGAAGCGACUCAACUCUAUUUGAAGCUCUUGGAUUCCCAAAAUAGAGAGGAGUUCAGAAGAUUACUGUACUUCAUGGCUGUGGCAGCACGUCCUUCUGAGUUUAAACUUCAGAAAGAGAGUGAAAAUUGGAUGGUUGUGAAAAGGAUGUUUUCCAAAGCUAUUGUCAACACCAAAAAUGUAUGCAAAGGAAAAACUGAUCUUUUGGUUCUGUUUUUAGUAGAUCACCAAAAAGACGUUUUUAAGAUCCCUGGAACACUUCACAAAAUGGUCAGCGAUAAGCUCUUGGCUCUACAACAAGGAAGAGAUUCCAGCAACAAUACAGGAUUUUUUUUCUGCCAGAGGACUCAGCAGAAUGAAUGUUGCCCUGAUCCCCAGAAGACGACAAAAAACGAGUUAUUGACUUUGCUGAAAACUAUUGAUGAAGAUUCUAAACUGUCUCCCAGAGAGAAAAAGAAGUUGUUAGGUCAGUUUUAUACAAGUCAUCCAAAUAUCUUUAUUGAAUAUUUUGGAGACCGUGUUUCAAAAAUGUGUCUAUGACCCUUAUAUUUAAGAAUAAAAUGCAUAUUUGAAAAUGUGAGAUGUAAUCUACAAAGCAAGCUGCAAAAUACUAACUUAUUGUCUUAAAAUAUAACUCAAUAAAAUACA